CCUUUUUUUUUAAAAACUCUCUCAACCUUCCUGUCCUCAGGCGAUGGGCCGAUCAUCGGACGGUCAUCGGCCGGUCACCGGCCACCGUGCCGGUCGCCGAUCCCCGGCGCCGGCACCACCGUCUGCGGUGGCCGGAAAAAGUAAAAAAUUUCCUUUUCAACCUUCUUGACCCCUGAGCCUAGAUCUGAGCUUAAAUCCUACAAAACACCAACGAAAGUGCCCCAAAAGCACUGAAACCUUUCGGCUUCCGGUCGUCUUUCAUCGGAGACGACACCCUCAACCGUCCACGGUGAUCUAGGACUCAAGACAGAGGUUGUAUCUCUCCUUUCUUUAUUUAUUAACAGUAUGUAUAUAAUAGUAAAAAAAUAACGAUAGAGAAUAAAUAAAAACUACAAAAUAACAACCUUUUGAUUCGAUUGUUUUGCUCCUGAUAUUGUGAAAGUUGUAGUUUUAUUUUUAUUUCGAAAAUCGGAUCCCUAUUACAGUGUUACAAUGGCUAUUUUAUAGCCGAAUGAAAAAAUAAAAAGGAGAAACAAUAUCUGUUUCCUUUUUGAUUUGAUUUUCAAAUCUUUGAUUUCCUUUUCCAUAUAUUGUUUGUUUCUAUUUUUGUGCAGGUGACAAUCGGGGAAGAUCCGGAGGAUUCGGCUUGGCUCGGUUGCGGCGCUGUUGAAGAUCAGAAACCCUAGGGUUUCAUCCGUUUUGGGCCAUUGAAAUUUGGGCCUCCAUUGUUUUAAAUUGGGCCAUGUAUUCUGGGCUCUCUUUUUUUGUUCCGGACAUGUAAAAAAAUAAUGGACUUUUUAUUAUUUUGGGCCGGGUAAAAUUUAGGUAUUACACUUAUAAAUUAUUAACAUAUUGAAAAUUAUAUAAACAGAAGAUAGAAAAAAAAAAGAGAAGAAACGUACAUGACAACUUCAGCGAUUGUUUUAAUAAAAAAAGAAAAACAUGCACCAAUUGUUGAGCCAUAAGAUACAUACAUGCAGCUUAAUUGUUUGUAUGCAACACGUGAUUUUUAAAAUAAUAGCUUCUGCUUUCUUUACUUUCACUAUAUUAAAUAUUAUACAAUAAUUUGCGCCCACUGUUCACAUUUUCUGAUUUGGAUUUAAUAUUUAUAUAUGUUCUGCACUUUAGUCCUUUGAAUGUUCAUCACUCACUUUUGAUGCAAUGGAGAAUGUGAAAGUAUUUAGUAUUAUUAUUGCUGUAUUUUCAGUUUUGAGUGUGGAAAGUGUGGGGUUGAAGGACUUGAAAACCUGUAAUUUUGGAGCAGUUUAUAACUUCGGUGAUUCCAAUUCUGAUACUGGUGGUGGCUCUGCUGCAUUUUGGCCUGCUGGGAAACCAUGUGGCGAGACUUUCUUCGGUAGGCCGGUCGGACGGGGUUGUGACGGACGUCUCAUUAUCGACUUCAUCGCUGAACACCUUGGGUUGCCUCACUUGAGUCCUUACUUGGAUUCCAUUGGAACAAGUUUCAGAUAUGGUGCUAAUUUUGCCAUUGGCGGAUCAACCAUUAGGCCACAAAAUGAGUCAAUGUCUUUAAAUGGAGUGAGUCCAUUCUCACUUGACAUCCAGAUUGUACAAUUCGACCAAUUCAAGGAUCGAACCGGCCAUUUCUACAAUCGAAGUUACCCCAGACAUCGCCGUAAUCUCCCCAGACCAGAGGACUUCUCCAAGGCUCUUUAUAUAUUUGAUAUUGGCCAAAAUGACAUUGCUGCUGGUUUGAGAAAGAAGAACGAUUCAGCUUUUCAUGCAUCAGUUCCAGACAUUGUUGAUCAGCUAGCUAAAGCAGUUCAAAAUCUGUAUGAACAUGGGGCAAGGACAUUUUGGGUACAUAAUACAGGUCCAAUUGGUUGCUUGCCUGUGAGUCUUCAUUAUCAUGAUAUUAAGCCUGAAGAACUUGACGAGCAGGGCUGUCUAAAAGCCCAAAAUGCCUAUUCCAUGGAGUUCAAUAGGCAGCUUAAGUCCAGAGUGAUCAAACUUAGGGAAGAGUUACCACAUGCUGCUCUCACAUAUGUGGAUAUUUAUGCUGCAAAGUAUGAACUAAUUGGCAAUGCAAAAAAGCAAGGAUUUGUUGAAGCUGCAAAUAUUUGCUGCGGUUUUCAUGAAGACGAGAUUCAAGUAUAUUGUGGCCACAAACAAAACAUAAAUGGAACUGAAAUCUAUGCGGGUUCUUGUGAAAACCCUUCCGACUUUAUCAGCUGGGAUGGUGUCCACUACACUGAGGCUGCCAAUCGUUGGGUUGCUCAUCGUAUAAUCAACGGUUCAUUUAGUGAUCCACCCUUGCCAAUUAAUCAUGCUUGCCACAUACCCUAGUUUUUGAGUACUCAUUCAUGAAAUUUCAACUUUUGAGAGGUUUCUGAAGGCAAGAUUCAAUCUCGGCAGGCAAAUUUAUACUCACUUUUGCUUAAUACUUCAAUUGAUAUUGUGAAAGGAAUAAUUCGUGUUACAAAAACUUUUUUUCAUCUGUUUUCUUUUGGGUGCAAACUACAAAGUCAAAUUAUAAUUUGAUUGAGGAGAAUUACGUCAA
This is a messenger RNA of Gossypium raimondii (Peruvian cotton), 2518 nucleotides long. Its product is annotated as GDSL esterase/lipase At5g14450. NCBI's taxonomy places the organism in Eukaryota, Viridiplantae, Streptophyta, Magnoliopsida, Malvales, Malvaceae. The record is from RefSeq and is a predicted model, not a curated record. The coding region runs from base 1162 to 2304 and encodes 380 amino acids. Gene Ontology annotation, molecular function: hydrolase activity, acting on ester bonds. The transcript has 4 exons.